AUGCCGCGGAGACCAAGGCCUCAGUCCAGGCGAUCUCCUCAACAGCAUACCACACAUUCUGCUACAGGCUCUGCACCGCGGGAACGCGAACAGGCCGCUGGAAAAGUGCGAGUGGGCUCAUCGGACUCCAGAGGUGAUGCUCAGAAAAGGGAUGGCGAGAGUGACUUCAGUGAAGCUAGCGAUGAAGAACUUGUGCAAGAGGACUCCGCUGCUAGUGAAGACGAAGAUGUUGACGCUCCAAGAUUUGUCCAAUGGACCGACGACGAUUCCAUGACGGAGGGUGAAGCACAGGAACCUUCUACACUGUACGAAAUUACGCAAGAAGAUAUGGUGCGUAUUUCACAGCACUUAGCCUCCUUGCCUUUCGGCGCACUACGUAAAGCACAGCACGCUCUAUCGCACGCCGAGGCGGAGAGCAGUUCCGACGAUGAUAGUAGGUCCGACACCUCAGAAUCUGAGGAGGAAAGAAGGGACGAAACCAUGGCGUUCCCGGCCAAAGAAGGUACACGGGAAUGGACUACGAGGCCCCGCAAGGAUUUGGCCAAGCGUCCUAACAAGCAUGCUCCAACGGAAAUCACCUCCAAGAAACCUGUCACUCGCCGGAGGACCGUGGUAGACGUUCCGAAAGCGGCAACACGCGAUCCGCGAUUCAUGCCACUUGCAGGAGAAUUCGCCCCCGAAAAGUUCCGCAAACAAUAUGACUUCUUGGCCGAACUACACGAGCAAGAACACAAAGAAUUGCGUGAAAAUUUGAAGAGAGCGCGAAAACUGCUCGCAUCGUCACCCAGAGAUCUUCGCGCUGAGCGAGAGGCGGAGGUGAAAAACCUCGAAGCGGCCUUGAAGCGCGCGGAGAGCGCCGUUAACAAGGACAAACGGGAACGUGUCGAGCAUGCAGCACUUGAGAAGGUCUCGAGAGAGGAGAAGGAGCGCAGAAAGUCAGGAAAGCAGGCUUGGUACAUGAAGAAUGCGGACAAGAGAGAGCUACUAACAAAGGCACGCUACGAGGCAUUGGCGGCCAGUGGCGGUACCAAAGCGGUCAAACGGGCGAUCGAGAAAAGGCAGAAGAAAGUCAGCCAAAAAGAGAAGAAGUCCCGCCCUUUUGCCCCACAGUCUACCGACGGUCGUGGCAAGCGGCGCGAGCGUCCGGUGGACGAUGGAUACGGCCCAAGGAAACGAGCCCGACUUUGA
Punctularia strigosozonata HHB-11173 SS5 is the source of this 1188-nucleotide messenger RNA. RefSeq names its product DUF947-domain-containing protein. Lineage: Eukaryota; Fungi; Basidiomycota; Agaricomycetes; Corticiales; Punctulariaceae. Gene Ontology annotation, cellular component: nucleolus; 90S preribosome. Gene Ontology annotation, biological process: maturation of SSU-rRNA from tricistronic rRNA transcript (SSU-rRNA, 5.8S rRNA, LSU-rRNA). The record is from RefSeq and is a predicted model, not a curated record. The transcript is spliced from 5 exons. Bases 1 to 1188 code for a protein of 395 amino acids.